AUGUCUUUGAAGCCAACAUUGAACCUCUUGGAGAUGUUCUGUGAAGAAGUAUUGAAGAAUGUUUUUCCGUUGCUUGAAGGCGAAGAUCUUGCGGCUUGUAUGGGUGUAUGUAAACAAUGGAGAGACAUAGCAAGUGAUGAUUUUUAUUGGAAAUGUCAAUGUGCAAAGAAAUGGCCUUCGAUUUGCAAACGAAACAAACCUCAUACCGGAACAUAUUACAAGAUGUUUCAAACGUUUAGUAAACGGCGACUAAACCGUGUCCUCCCUCCUCCGAGACUGUCGUUCGAAAACUUGGAGUUCUUUAUCGACAUUUGGUCAGAAGAUAAACCGGUAUACUCGGGAUUGAUACCUGGUGUUGCGCUUGAAACCGGAAUCAAAACCUUACCGUCAGGAAUCAGCAGUGUUCUUAGAAUUCACCUCGAAAGAUCUGAUUACAAGAUGGUUGUUCCAGCUGAGCCUAGAUUCACUAUUCCGUUGAACCAGACUGUUAGCGUCUCUGUGCUUGUGGGACGGAAUGAUUCCAAUAAGCUUGCUCGGAUAAUUAACCGAUCUGUCUUUGAUUAUAUCGACCAUUCGUCGUACAGAGCGCUUGCUUUUGAGUAUCUCGACUUAUCUCCUUAUUACCCUUUUAUCUCCGGUAUCCGAGCAUGGAUCUCUUUGCUUUUCAUGGACGUUGAGGAUAUAAACAAUGGGCUACUCGAUGUUUUCGGGAUUCAAUUGGAUUUCUGUGAUGUUGCCGACACUAAAGAAGAGGUUUUGUGGCUUCUAGAUAUGCUUGAUUGGAAGUGA
Molecule: messenger RNA, 789 nt
Organism: Arabis nemorensis
Lineage: Eukaryota; Viridiplantae; Streptophyta; Magnoliopsida; Brassicales; Brassicaceae
Source: the annotation of a GenBank genome assembly